Cylicostephanus goldi is the source of this 765-nucleotide messenger RNA. The record is from the annotation of a GenBank genome assembly. Lineage: Eukaryota; Metazoa; Nematoda; Chromadorea; Rhabditida; Strongylidae.
AUGAUACAGAAUCAAGAUGCUAUACUGGAGCAGGCCAGAACAACGGGUGAGUCAGUCGCUAAGCUUCAGUCUGAAGCUGAGAAAACUCUGCAAACAAUGGCACAUAACUGGGGGCUUCAGAGCACUAGAAUUUUUGGCUACAGCAUCGCUAAAGUAUUGGAUCGAAUUUUCGAUGCCAUUUAUGUAAACUCGAGUCAAGUGAAACGAAUACGAGAGCUUUGCAAAAGUACUUCCGUAGUGUUUAUGCCGUCGCACAGGACCUACCUCGACUUCAUACUUCUGUCGCUGUUCUGCUUUGAAUAUGAGGUCCCUUUACCUGCCAUCGCUGCUGGCAUGGACUUUAUGAACUCUUGGUUUAUGAGCGAAGUUUUACGAAGAAGUGGAGCAUUUUACAUCAGACGCUCUAUCGGAGAGGAUAGAAUAUACUGGGCAAUCCUGACGGAGUACGUGGAGACACACAUUAUUCAUUCCGACAGACCAGUAGAAUUCUUCGUUGAAGCUACGAGAAGCCGAGUUGGGAAGAGCCUCCAUCCGAAAUAUGGGCUUCUACAGAUUGUUCUUGAACCAUAUCUACGGGGGAAGGUUUACGAUAUCGCUGUUGUCCCAGUUACCAUGAAUUACGACAAGUUGUUGGAGGAAAUGUUGUACCCCUACGAAUUGCUUGGGUUCCCUAAGCCUAAGGAAUCAACAUCAGGUACGAUCAGUGCCAGAAUCAAGCCUGACCGAACUUCACUCAAAUGCUCACCCUCACUCAGCUUCACUUCU